This is a messenger RNA of Cajanus cajan (pigeon pea), 1241 nucleotides long. RefSeq names its product protein LOL2. The record is from RefSeq and is a predicted model, not a curated record. Lineage: Eukaryota; Viridiplantae; Streptophyta; Magnoliopsida; Fabales; Fabaceae.
AAAAAGUGGACUAAUAGUCGCUGAAGAAAUUUCCGAUGAGAAGAUGAUGAGGAAACAUUGGUAGAAGAAAUUGAAGAGAGAGAGAGAGAGAAAGAGGGUUGGAUUGGUUUUCUUCUUCUUUUUUCCAAAGAGAAUCUAAUCUCAAUCCUCAACCUCUUCAUUAGUCAUUACACACGUAUCUUCUGAUUUCUUCAAUUCCUCCCUCAAUCUUUUCUUUUCCUCCCUUCACAUCCUCCUUUUCUCCGAAGCGAAACCAACAAAGAUUUUAGUUUUUUGUUUUCUAGUUUUGUUAUUUGGCUUGCUUCUCUGAAUCGGUUGUUGCAGAAGGGUCGGGAGCCGCAGCUAUGCAGAGCCAACUUGUGUGCAAUGGUUGUAGGAGCCUUCUGCUUUACCCGAGAGGGGCAACCAAUGUUUGUUGUGCAUUGUGCAACACCAUUACCUCUGUUCCUCCACCUGCAGGGAUGGAAAUGUCUCAACUUUAUUGUGGAGGUUGUAGGACAUUGCUAAUGUACACACGUGGAGCUACAAGUGUGAGAUGUUCCUGCUGUCACACUGUAAACCUUGUUCCAGCAUCUAAUCAAGUAGCUCAUGUCCAUUGUGGGAACUGCCGGACAACACUCAUGUAUCCCUAUGGAGCUCCCUCAGUCAAAUGUGCUCUUUGUCACUAUAUUACCAAUGUCAGUAUGAACAAUGGAAGGCUUCCAAUCCCUGUUCAUAGACCUAAUGGGACAACCAAUGCUGGAACCUUGCCUUCUACUUCAACAUCAAUGCCCCAAUCUCAAAGUCAAACAGUAGUGGUAGAAAAUCCUAUGUCUGUGGAUUCAAGUGGGAAAUUGGUGAGCAAUGUUGUUGUUGGAGUUACAACAGAUAAGAAAUAAUGGCAGCACAUAUAGAGGGUACAGUACCACCUUUGCUGUCACAAGAAGAUAUUGUUUGUGUAUAUGAAUAUAUGAUAUUGCAGCCUGAAACGGUUUAUUUGAAAUGAAUACUUUUCCAAUACAAGGGUUGGACGGAUAUCAUGUAUGUACGUAUUGUAUAUGAGGAGAACAAAUCGUGAAAAGGGCAUAAAACCUGUUAGUGUUUUGUGUGAUUGCCAGAGCCUACUUUGUUGUUUCCUUGGUAUCCAUACCCAAAUCAAUUGGUUCAUUCAGAUUAUAUGUUAUCCUACAAGUCCUAAACUAGAAAAUGCUACUUUUUCUUUCAUGGCUUGUGAAGCUUGUGCUUUUCUUGAUGAUCUGUUA